Molecule: messenger RNA, 852 nt
Organism: Phytophthora sojae
Lineage: Eukaryota; Oomycota; Peronosporomycetes; Peronosporales; Peronosporaceae
Exons: 2
Coding region: 1-852 (283 amino acids)
Molecular function (GO): protein binding
Source: RefSeq, a predicted model, not a curated record
AUGGUUCUCACGAACCCCUUCGAUUUGGCACUGUACACACCUCAAUACAAGCAACCAGACUCGCCAGCCAAGAAUUUCCAUGACGGUGACGCUGCGUGGACGAGGUUUCUUGCUGCGAGGCCGUUGUUCUAUCUUCCCGAUCGGUCUGCUAUCACGGAUGAAGACCCGAUCAAUCGUCACCGGCGCCUGUGGACCCAUCAUGAGCUCCAAACGUUUGGAGAUGUAGUAGAAGAAUGGACCUGCGCUCAACUGCGCGCCCAAGAGCGCACACUACGCCGAUGGCACCAGUCAGCGACCCACGUACAGCGCUGCUUCCGCGGUAUGCUCGACAGAAUGUACGUGCUGAGACUGCGGCAAGAGCUGUUCGAGUAUGCUGCAACACUCGAGAGGGCCAUGGAGCUUGCUCGUGAACGACGGAGGCGACGGAAGGCUGCUGUUGCAAUCCAGAGAGGAUACCGGUGUCAUCGGAAGCUUGUCAUCCGUCAACAGCGAGCAGCAGUCGUGCUGCAAAAUGCAAGCAAGCGCUUCAUGCAACGACUAAGACGAUGGAAUGCCCGAGUGACGAUGCAGCGCGCUGCUCGGUUUUUUCUGUGGCGAGUUCGAUGGCAACGAUACAGGCAGCGCGUGAGAAAAAUGCUCGAUGCUGCAGCAAGACAACGAAAACUCGCUCUGGCAACGAAAGCCUUCCUCAACGCACGAGAAAAUGCCCUGCAUCAACGCCAAGUAAAAACCUGGGCUGAUCAUCCAGAACGAAUGCAAAUGUUGUUGCGGGCACGCCAACGACAGCAAAAGUUGCGACUGGCAACCGGUCGUUCUCGACUUCAAACAAACACCAACCGACUCUACCUCUGA